CACCAUGAACAACUUCAGCGCUGUCCCAGCAGCGCCUGGCCUCAUACCCUGGGACAAUCCACAUGACAUCCUCACUCGCACCCAGUACUUAGUGGCGGUCUACAUCUUGAACUGUGUCAUCAAGCCUGUCGUCGUCGUUAUCGGCCUGCCGUCCAACAUCAUCAACUGUGUGGUGUUCUGGCGCCAGGGACUUGGGGACCGCAUGAACGUCUGUCUCUUGGCUCUGUCCGUGGCCGACCUCGGCCUCAUCACCAUGUGUGCGAUCUUCGGGAUGACAUAUUACAUCGAGAGGGUUGACCCGGUCACGUGGGAUGGCCUUUACGCUUUCUUUCAAGCUUACUUAACCGGAGUGGGUCAGGGGUUCCGCACUGCCUCUGGAUGUAUCACCACGGUGAUAGCCGUGGAGCGCUGUCUGUGUGUCGUGUUCCCCCUCAAGGCGGCCUCUUUGAUCCGCACCCGCACCAUGGCGGUGAUGAUGGUCUUCAUCCUUUGUUUCUCUCAGGCGGCCCUUUUCACGAUGCCCGCGCGAUUUGUAGUACUUCGAGUUAAUAAUACCUCGGCAAAGUUCGGACUUGUCAGUUCUGAGUUGUUUAUGAACAAUCAAGUUUUCUUUACAGUUCUAGAAAACAUUGUGAUGAUGAAUGUCAUCCCCAUCGCCACAUUCGUUGUCGUUGCCGUGUGCACCGCCCUGACGGUGGUCAAGCUGAGGGCCGCCAUGACCUGGCGGAAGACGACCAGCUGCAGCAGUGAGGGAGGUCAAGGGCAGCACACGGCACUGACCAAGAUGCUGGUGCUGGUGUGCUGUGUCUACAUCCUCACCACCAUCCCCUGGGUCAUCUUCUACCUCGCGAACGUCACAGUGCACGAGUUUUCUCUGGUGGGCCAGUACUACAAUUUAUACAUGACCUCCAUCGUCACGGUCUAUUACUUCCCUUAUAUCAAUAGCUCCCUCAGUUUUUUCGUUUUCUUUGGCAGAUCCACCCGCUUCCAAAAACACGUUUUACGUUUGUGUUGCGAUUUGUCUAAGUUUCAAUCGGCAAAAGGACGGACAACAGCUGCUGUGGGUUAG
Messenger RNA from Pomacea canaliculata, 1069 nucleotides. RefSeq lists its product as uncharacterized. Gene Ontology annotation, molecular function: G protein-coupled receptor activity. Bases 5 to 1069 code for a protein of 354 amino acids. Lineage: Eukaryota; Metazoa; Mollusca; Gastropoda; Architaenioglossa; Ampullariidae. The record is from RefSeq and is a predicted model, not a curated record. Gene Ontology annotation, biological process: G protein-coupled receptor signaling pathway. The transcript has a single exon. Gene Ontology annotation, cellular component: plasma membrane.